ACAACAUUACUCAAACAUGCUACUAAACCAUCUCCUAACAUAACCAAAGUAAAACAAAGAAAGCAACCAUUCUUAUCCUUAUAAGCAUGACUCCAUUAAGUUCUUGUCGUAAACUCCAUCAUAACUCACUUCCAGAAAAACACUCCACCAACGUAGUUGAUCGCCGAUAUGUCUCGACUUCUCUAACAUCGAAAAUGCAAACUAAUAGUAAUGACUCUAUUCUUCGGCCACCGAAACUGCUACUUAAGGUGACAAUCGAGAACAGCUUGGGUGCAAUACAGGUGCUGAUGUUGUCUGAGGACACAGUUGAAGAUUUGAUAAAGGCAGCGUUGGUGUUUUAUGAGAAGGAAAAGAGGAGACCAAUUUUGAAGAACUAUGAUCCAAAGUCUUAUGACCUUCACUACUCCAAAUUCACUUUCCAAAGUUUGAAGCGGGACGAGAAGUUAUUAGGGUUGGAGUCAAGAAAUUUCUUUCUCUGCUCAAAGCCACACGUUUCUUCAUGUACUCAGAAAGAGAACAUGGCAAUGGAUUCUGCAUUUCCUUGGAUGGUUUUAGUCCCUUUCCUGCUAUAAAUUAAGACCAUACGUAGAUCACAUGUCACAAAUGAGUCGCAUGAUCCUUCUAUUCAAGAGACGUGUGAGAGGGAGUUCCUAACACAGAAUAUACUUUUGACUAUGUUAAAUAGAGUAAUUAUUGGCAAUCUUUAGUAGAAAAUGAAUUGAUUGAUGAUGAAAUUAGUACUAUCUCUCAAACUUAAAGCUUCUUUAGUUUUCAUUCUUCUUGUACUUGUGUUUCCGUGUAAGUUAUAUUGCUUUCUUUUAAGUGUAACUGGAAGGUAAUUUAAGAAUAAUGCAAUUUAUGUUGGAACUGGAAGAGUGAAAUACUUAAGCAUUA
This is a messenger RNA of Vicia villosa (hairy vetch), 894 nucleotides long. RefSeq lists its product as uncharacterized. Bases 87 to 572 code for a protein of 161 amino acids. The transcript has 2 exons. NCBI's taxonomy places the organism in Eukaryota, Viridiplantae, Streptophyta, Magnoliopsida, Fabales, Fabaceae. The record is from RefSeq and is a predicted model, not a curated record.